Messenger RNA from Striga asiatica, 711 nucleotides. The record is from the annotation of a GenBank genome assembly. Lineage: Eukaryota; Viridiplantae; Streptophyta; Magnoliopsida; Lamiales; Orobanchaceae.
AUGGCGUGUGGGUGUGUCCCGCCGAGCUCAGCCAUGGCUUCCCGCCAACUUCAUCGAAGAGAGAGGUGUUUCCCUUUGUCUGAGCUCAAACCUGUUCAGUGUAAGGAUUUGGGUGGGAAAUUGGGAGAUACCGAUUAUAAAGGCAUUGGCAUUUUACCGUGUGUUGAUCCAACAGUAAAAAACACUGGUGUGGGCAAUGGGUAUGAAUGUGCCGGAAACUGGACAGUGAUCGAUUUUUCUUUUUUCAACAUUCUCGAAUCUCAAGUCCUUUGGUUAUGGAUCCUACCUGAGGAGAUAUUGAUUACACAACAAGAAAUCUCAGUGAUAGUAUUAAUAAGGCUUGUAACUUCUUGCUAUUCAGGUGCCGCCAGAAUCUUGUGCAUUGUUAUCAUGGAAGCCCAAUGCACUAGUCGAGAUAAGAAUACUAAUAAUGGAAUAACUCUGGAGCUUUUUAUCCCUACCUCGCAAGAGUCGACGUUCUCCAGCACAAUAGCUACGGCUAAACUGCUUCCGUCCACCAGCUUCACUUUUAGCUUAGGGUGCCCUCUCAAGAAAAGCUCACCGUUCUCUAAAAGUGCGACCGUAAAUCCAAGUGAUCAUCAUCGACCAAAUAGUUACAGGCCACAUCAGCCACAAGUACCACUUGGAUUUGUGAGGCUGAGAAGCCAAGUACGCAAAUCCGAGACGAAGAUGUUAACCUUAAAAAAGUAG